UAAGAUCUUUUGAAAGUGUCCGACGAAAUCAGCACUUUCUCGCAUAAAAAAAAAAAAAUGGAAGGAGAAGAUCAUGCGGCGGCCGUGGGGCGAGCGGAGAUCGACACUAGAGCGCCUUUCAAGUCGGUGAAAGAAGCAGUUGCUCUUUUUGGGGAGAGAGUUUUGGUUGGAGAGAUCUACGCCCACAAGCUCAAAGAGAUUCCAGCUGGCGGAGAGAGUGAGAAUGGACCGGCUCCAUCAAGAAUUGGAGCAUUGAAAGCCGAGCUUGAGGAAACAAAGCAAAGUCUUGAGAAAGCUAGAGAAGAAAGCAACUUAAUGGCAUGUUGCAUAAACUCCCUUAGAGAAGAGCUGGAGCAAGCAAAGAGGGAGCUACAAAAGCUAAAGGCUAGAGAAUACCAAAAGCAGCCAGUUGAUCCUGACAUUGAGGACCUCAAGUUCAUCGAGAACCCGAACCGACUCGAAACCCGAAGUACGCAAGAUGAGGAGGAACAUGGAUACCAAAGGAGGAGAAGUGUGAAAUUUGCAAGCCCUCCUUCACUUGCUAGAGUCAUGGUUAGGAAGGAUCAUGAUCAAUUUUCGGAUAAGUCUCCUUCUCUCAAGAAGCCGAAGAGGAAGCCGUUGGGGCCUAUACUAGGAUGGCUGUUUUCCAAAAAGAAGGGAAUCCAAGGAAGUGAGUCUCCAACACUUGAGGCCAUAUGCUGA
Morus notabilis is the source of this 702-nucleotide messenger RNA. Its product is annotated as WEB family protein At2g17940. The coding region runs from base 58 to 702 and encodes 214 amino acids. NCBI's taxonomy places the organism in Eukaryota, Viridiplantae, Streptophyta, Magnoliopsida, Rosales, Moraceae. The transcript has 2 exons. The record is from RefSeq and is a predicted model, not a curated record.